AUGGAUCCAGAGAAAGUCCAGGCCAUGGAGCCGGCUGCUCCAGCGCCGUUACAGCCUCAACCGCCACUUCUUCACACCAGGGACGAGGAUCAACCACCAACACGUGAAGAAAAGGUGGACGAGAGUACAGGAACGCCAAAAGCGCAACAACAAAGCAAGGCCCGCCCAGAGAGACAAGCCAGUUUCAAGGAUUAUAUCCGGAUAUUUACGUAUGCGAGAAAAUGGGACUUCUUGUUGAUGGCCAUUGCAAUUGUAUCAGCCAUUGGCGCUGGCAUUACACUACCCUUGAUGAACGUCGUCUUUGGACAACUUGUCGGCAACUUCGCCGACUUUGACCCGAGCAAAGCAGGUCCUGGUGCGGCGGCCAUGAUCCGCGAUUUCGAGAAAAGUCUUGACAAACUUUCCCUCUACAUCUUCGCCCUCUUCAUCGGUCGCUUCUUCCUCGGUUACUUCAACAAGUUCUGCUUCCGCAUGAUCAGUAUACGCAUGUCUGCUGCCAUUCGGGCACACUACUUGCAAUGCCUGUUCAGUCAAACAGUCCAUGUGCUGGACUCCAUGCCAUCUGGAGCGGCCGCGGGAACCAUCACGACAACGGCCAACACUUUGCAGAGCGGCAUUGGCGAGAAGCUGGGGACCUACUUCGAAUUCAAUGCCACCAUCAUCUCGGCCCUCAUCAUCGCCUUUACCCGGAACUGGCGACUGACACUCGUUACCUCAACCAUGAUUAUAUUCAUCUUGAUAGUCAUCAGUAUCCUGCUCCCCUUUAUCAUCAAACUCCAGGGGCUGCUUACCAAGGCCGAGACCAAGGCAGGCUCGGUGGCUAAUGAAGCAUUCAGCAGUAUAAAAAUGAUCGCAGCUUGCGGUGCCGAGUCCAGAAUGGCGAAACGUUACGCGGAAUGGGUACGAAAGGCCCAAAAGCAUGGACAGACGAUGGCUCCGUUUAUGGCGGUCCAGUUUGGUCUGGUCUUCUUUGGGAUGUACGCCGCCUUCGCCCUGGCAUUCUGGUACGGCACCAAACUCUUCGUGGAGGGCUAUCUCGACAACGUGGGCGAAAUUGUGAUUGUCCUCAUGUCGGUCAUGCUCAUGGUCAUUUCCCUCGAGCGGGUAUCGAGCCCGCUGAUCCAGGCCUCCAAGGCGAUGGUCGCUGCUGCGGAGUUCUUCGCCAUCAUCGACGCUCCUCCUCCGAGCCCUGGCACUCUCCAAGAACCCGACGUUUCCGCUACAGACGACAUCGUCUUUUCCGAUGUGGACUUUGCCUAUCCUAGCCGCCCGCACGUCAAGGUCCUGGACGGUCUAGACAUACACAUCGAGGCGGGCAAAGUCACAGCGAUUGUGGGACCUUCCGGCUCCGGCAAAAGCACCAUAGUCGGCCUGAUUGAGAGAUGGUACUCACUCAAGAAUGGCCAAUAUGUCAUUGCCAAGACAGUGGAGAAGGACAAAGAGAAGGAGGCAGAAGAGAAGAAAAGGAAGAAGGAGGAGAAGAAGAAGAAGAAAGGAAAGAAGAAUAGCAAGGGCCAGGACAGUUCCGAGACCAAGUCUGAGGAAACCGUCAAUCCAGCUGGACCACUGAUCGUGGAAGAUGAAGAGACCCCCGUCGAGCUCAAGGGUAGCAUCACCUUGUCUGGGCACUCGAUCGAUGAGGUAGACAUCAGGUGGUGGAGGUCACAGAUCGGUCUGGUACAGCAGGAGCCCUUCCUCUUCAACGAUACGAUUUUCAACAACGUCGCGUACGGACUAGUUGGCUCCGAGAACGAGAAUGCGAGCGACGAGCGCAAGAAGGAGCUGGUCGAAGAAGCUUGUAAAGAGGCGUUUGCCGACGAGUUCAUCGACCGUCUUCCCGAUGGGUACCAGACAAUGGUCGGCGAAUCCGGCACAAAGCUUUCCGGCGGCCAGCGCCAACGCAUCGCCAUUGCGCGCAGUAUCGCGAAGCAACCAAAGAUACUCAUUCUCGAUGAAGCCACAUCCGCUAUUGACGUGCGUGGCGAGCGCAUCGUGCAAGCCGCCCUCGAAAGAGUUUCCAGGAACCGGACUACCAUCACCAUCGCGCAUCGUCUAUCGACUAUCAAAUCCGCCGACAAGAUCAUAGUCAUGCAGAAAGGUCGCUGCGUCGAAUCUGGCACCCACGAAGGGCUUCUGAAGAAUGAAGCUGGUGUGUACUAUGGCCUCGUCCAUGCGCAGCAGCUGUCUCUGGGUGACGAUUCGAGCGAUGACGAACUCCAGGAGGAGAAUAUUGGCGACAUACUUGCCCGGGAGAAGAGCGCAGCCGUGUCCGAGCGCGAAAACCAGGCCAUAAUCGAGGGGUGGACAAACAAAGGCCUCUUUGGCAGCUUCGGCAAGCUCCUUCUCGAGCAGAAGACCAAGAUCCCCAGCUACCUGAUCGCCGUCGUUGGCGCCAUGGGUGCCGCCACUGCGUCACCCAUCCAGGCUUACUUGUUUGCCAGGCUCAUCAAAGUCUUCACACUCAGGGGCGAGGAGCUCAUGCAUGAAAGCCGUUUCUGGGCGCUGAUGUGGGUAGUGUUGGCUGCUGGCGUCGGAUUCUCGUACUUCGUCAUGGGUCUCGUGGCCAACUACCUCCAGCACUUUAUCUGCGCCACCUAUCGCCAGCAAUACUUCGUCUCCAUCCUGAAUCAGAGGACUUUGUUCUUUGAUCAGGAAGACCAUUCAGCCGGAACCCUCACGUCGCGUGUCGGUGGUGAUCCUAAGCAACUCGAAGAAUUGUUAGGUAUCAACAUGACCAUGGUGCUGACCGCCAUCUUCCAGAUCAUCGGGUCGUUGAUCAUCUCCUUUAUCUAUGGCUGGAAGCUUGCCCUCGUUGCGCUCUGCGUGACUGUGCCCAUGGGCCUCGGCUCGGGCUACUGGCGUGUCAAGUACGAACUCGAGUUCGACCAGAUGAACGCCGCUGUCUUCGCCGAGAGUUCAAAGUGGGCAGCCGAGAGCAUCGGUGCCUUCCGGACUGUGACUGCAUUGACGCUCGAGGACUUCAUCAGCACCCGCUACAAUGUCCUCCUCGCCGGCCACCUGUCGACAGCGCUGCGCAGUGCCCGAUUCAAGACUUUGGUCUUCGCUCUCGCGGACUCCAUCAGUCUGGCCUGCCAGGCCCUCAUCUUCUGGUACGGCGGCCAUCUUGUGGCGAAGGGCGAGUACGACAUCUUCAACUUUUUUGUGUGCUACAUGGCCGUCAUCCAAGGCGCUGAGGCCGCCGGCCAGGGCCUUUCCUUUGGGCCCAAUGCCGCCCAGGCGACCGGCGCUGCCAACCGGAUCCUUAGCAUCCGCGAGUCGGGCGAGAAGGAGGUCCUGUCGGGCGAGACGAUCAGGGAGACCGAAGGCGGCAUCCGGAUCGAUCUCGAGGACGUGCACUUCAAGUACCCCACGCGCAACGUCUCCAUCUUCAAGGGCCUCAACAUCACCAUCGAGAAGGGCCAGUACGCGGCCCUGGUCGGGGCCUCGGGCUCGGGCAAGACGUCGAUCGUCUCCCUGCUGGAGCGCUUCUACGAGCCCCGGCGCGGCCGCAUCCUCUUCAACGGCACCGACGUGGCGGGCAUCGACCUGCACGAGUACCGCCGCCUCAUCUCGCUCGUCGCGCAGGAGGCGACGCUCUUCCAGGGCUCGAUCCGCGACAACGUGCUGCUGGGCGUCGAGGAGGGCAGCGUGACGGAGGCGCGGCUGCACCAGGCGUGCCGCGACGCGUCGAUCCACGACUUUGUCGUCUCGCUGCCCGAGGGCUACGACACGGACAUCGGCAGCAAGGGCGUGUCGCUGUCGGGCGGGCAGAAGCAGCGCAUCGCCAUCGCGCGCGCCCUCGUGCGCGACCCGCGCGUCCUGCUGCUCGACGAGGCGACGUCGAGCCUCGACUCGGACACGGAGAAGCUGAUCCAGGCGACGUUCGAGCGCGUGGCCAAGGGCCGCACGACGGUCGCCGUCGCGCACCGGCUCAGCACGAUCCAGCGGGCCGACGUCAUCUACGUGCUGGGCGAGGGCAGGGUGCUGGAGAAGGGCAGCCACGCCGAGCUGCUGCGGCAGAGGGGGGUGUACUGGAACAUGUGCCAGAGCCAAGCCCUCGACAGGUAG
Thyridium curvatum is the source of this 4068-nucleotide messenger RNA. RefSeq lists its product as uncharacterized. The record is from RefSeq and is a predicted model, not a curated record. The transcript has 5 exons. Gene Ontology annotation, molecular function: ABC-type oligopeptide transporter activity; ATP binding; ATP hydrolysis activity. Gene Ontology annotation, biological process: transmembrane transport. The coding region runs from base 1 to 4068 and encodes 1355 amino acids. NCBI's taxonomy places the organism in Eukaryota, Fungi, Ascomycota, Sordariomycetes, Thyridiales, Thyridiaceae. Gene Ontology annotation, cellular component: membrane.